GACACAUUCUUUGGAAAUUCCAUGGAAAACACGCUCUCGACUGAAUGAAUAUCAAUGGCCUGAUCGAGCACCGAUGCCAUCAGUUGAUAGUUUACCCUCCAACGGACAGGUUGUCAUUAUACCAUACAUCAUAGCCAUGCAGAUUCAAAUGGAAUUUGCGCCCAAUCACGGCUACAAGCCAUUCAAGAUGCCACAGCAGCAGACGCAGCCGCAUGUGGCGGCGGCCACCAAUCACGUGGAGUCCAGUGGCUGCUUCAGGAAGGGCUCCUACAUUGAGCUAUCCAAUGGAGCCAUGCGUCGUGUGGAGGACAUUCGCACAGAGGACUUCAUUCAAUCGGCGCUGCGCAGCCAGCUCUUCGAUCUGAGAGAGGCCACGGUCGUACGGAUUGACAGGGGACACUUGUGCACCUCCUCGCAUGUGACCAUCACAUUUAGCUACGACACACGACACUCCAAGGUCAAUAUGGAUGUGCUGCCGGGUCAUCCGUUGUUCGUCUAUGGCCAGGGCUGGGCCUCCUGCAAUCCGCAAUUGUCGUUCCAGCUGUACGAGCUUAAGUGUCAGCAAUUGCAGGUCGGGGACAUCUGCCUGUCGCUUGUGCCCCGAGAGCAGCAGACUGUGCACCACAUUUCUGCUCCUCCUCAUCUUGCUGCUGCUGCUGACCCACCGGCGCCUCCACCACAAGUGCCACUUGCGUCUCCACCGGACAGGGGCUAUGGGAUGGCGCCCAUGAGGCAUCAUUCCUAUCAGAUGUAUGCAGAGAUGGCCAAUUUUGUGGCUGCCUACACCCAGCACGUCAUUGAGAAAUUAAGGAACUAGCCAGUUUUGGAGCUUUUGCAUAGGAACGUGGCUAUGCUUCGAUAGAUUUCUCGCUAUCGCUGUCAUGACCGAUUACUCAUAUAUUUUCAAUUAACUGUAAAAUGUUUAUUUUGCUUAAUAAAUUGAAAAUCAAUACUAGCAGAACCAA
Messenger RNA from Drosophila miranda, 965 nucleotides. RefSeq names its product ataxin-1 (gene Atx-1). The coding region runs from base 74 to 817 and encodes 247 amino acids. The record is from RefSeq and is a predicted model, not a curated record. Lineage: Eukaryota; Metazoa; Arthropoda; Insecta; Diptera; Drosophilidae. The transcript is spliced from 3 exons. Gene Ontology annotation, molecular function: RNA binding; protein binding. Gene Ontology annotation, biological process: regulation of DNA-templated transcription.